AAGGAGAAAUUGAGACGCGAUAUGGAAAUGAUGCAUCUCAUUUCAAUGAUCGCGUCAUCUCAUUUAAGUAAACUGGAAGAAAAUUUCAAAUACAAUUAGUUCAUGAUUUACGCCUUAUUUAGAGUAACGCAUUAAUGUCGUUUUAAUUUCUGUUUAAUUUAUUUUUCACCACGACAUCAAUUUAUAGUAUAUUCUUUUCAUUUUGAUUUCGUUCAAAAUUAAUGUCAUGCAAACAUUUUAUUUUCAUUUUGUUUUCGUUAAUUAUUUAUAGUGCAAUUCAUCUCGUUUUCUUUUCUGUUUCACAUCAUUUUGCAAAGUUGACAUGCGGUCAACUUUUUCCGAGUGAAAAUAAAACGAAACAUCAUGCAGAUUUUAAUAUAAAGCGGAAAUGGGUCCCAAAAAAAUAGCCCUGAAAAGCGCAUUCUCGCCAGAGGAUGACAAACUGGCGCUCGAAUCCAAGUUGGUGACCCUAGUGGAGCCCCACCGCCACAUCUGGGACAUCAAAGACAAGGACUACAAGGUCAACACGAUGCGACAAAAUACUUUUACUAGUAUUGGAGAGCAGCUUGGAAAACCUGGUGACGUGUGUAUGGCACUUUGGCAAAGUUUGAGGACCCAGUACUUGGCCGCGAGACGAGCUCUUCCAACGGGAAGUGGGGCUAAAGCACGAAGUUCCUUCCGACUGUUUGAUGCAAUGUCCUUUAUUUCAGGAGGACAAGAUCAGUCUCAGACCAUUUGUAAUCUUGAUGGUGAUGAGGACGAGACAGAGCAUGCAGAUGACGAAUUCUCAACAAUAAACUUCGCUGACUUGAACGAUGACAACAUUGACACUUCCGUUGUCCCAAUUCAAACUCAAAACUCGGUGCCAGAGUCUAAUCCUCGCCCGAGAUCCCAUGCUAAAUUCGGAGGGAAGAGGAAGCUGGACAGUCUGGAGGAACAAAUGCUUAAUUUUGUCAAGGGAGGUGACUCGAAGGAUGACGAAUUUGAGCGAUUUGGGAAGACCUUGGCUGCAAAACUUCGCAAAAUUCAUGAAAAGGAUCCCAAGGCUGCUGCGACCUGCGAAUAUGAACUGCAUGGGGUUUUGUACAAAACAGAACUCGAUAUUUUGUAAUUACAGUUACUAUACAAUACAUAUAACUAUAUUUAAUAGGCGUUGAGUUUAUGUUGCAUAUCCAAAAUUUGUAUUUGUAGUUUAUUUCAAGAUGUGGUGAAAUAAAAACUGCUCAAAAUAAUUUACAAAUCAAUGCACUCAAAAAGAUUAUAACACAAUAUAAUACAACAUAAUAGAAAAUCAUUUACCCCCCGCGUCAACAUGAUGAUCUUGCCAGCUCAGUCGUCCAUCCUCACUAUUAAAAUAGUCUCGAAAGUGGUUCCUGACCUGAGCUGAAUACUGGGUGUAGUUGUUGGUGCCUUGCCUUGGUAUUUGUAUCAUCCCGUUAUCAUUCUGAACAGUAUCACGCCAGUUCCCAUGCUGAACUCUUCCAUCCUCAAAUCGAUCAGGAGUAAUAUUGUUGAAGUCUUUCUUAUUCAUUAGAUAAUUGUGUAAAAUUACGGCCGACAACGUAAUUUGCUUCACGAGGUCCACAUCCGCUUCAAUCACCGAAUGGAAAAUCCUCCAUCGUGCAGCCAUUAUUCCAAAGGAAUUUUCAACGGUCAUUCGAGCUCUUGAAAGCCUAUAGUUGAAGACUCGGUCCGUCUUUUGCAGGAAGUUUCCUUUGUAUGGUUUCAGCAAGUUGUGCCGUUUCGGAAAAGCGUCAUCUCCUAGAAAAACAUAGGGCAGAGGAGUACCAGUAUUGGAUAGUGGUUGUGG
Molecule: messenger RNA, 1810 nt
Organism: Folsomia candida
Lineage: Eukaryota; Metazoa; Arthropoda; Collembola; Entomobryomorpha; Isotomidae
Exons: 4
Coding region: 389-1111 (240 amino acids)
Biological process (GO): regulation of transcription by RNA polymerase II
Cellular component (GO): transcription regulator complex; nucleus
Source: RefSeq, a predicted model, not a curated record